GAAUUAUAAUUAACAAUGACUUUAAUCUCGACUAUUUAUAGACAUGAGACGAGCAUCGUAGAGUCACAUUUAUUGUGCUACGAGGUAUACUUCAAGAUGCGCUCUCAAGGAAAUUCGCAGGUCUGUGCUUUCGUGUCUCAAAGAACGGUCUUCGCGAAUAGCGUACGACCGGCCACAUUAGUCGUAAGUAAUGAAAAAAUACGGGAAAUAUUAUAUGACGUUGGUGAAGAUGUCGUGCGACGUUUAUCGGAGAAAUAUCUCGGAAUUCAAUUUUACGAUUACGGCUCGUUGGUGUUAAUGCCCGGAAUAAUAGACUCCCACGUACAUGUAAACGAACCCGGUAGAACCGAGUGGGAAGGAUUUCAUACCGCUACACAAGCGGCCGCGGCCGGUGGUGUUACCACGAUCGUGGAUAUGCCUCUGAAUUCUAUUCCGCCUACUACCACCUUAGACAAUCUCAAAGUUAAGGCGAGGGAAGCGUACUCGAAAGUGUUUAUAGACGUUGCAUUCUGGGGCGGUGUAAUACCAGGAAAUCAGCACAACUUGCGAGCGUUAGUAGACGCAGGUGUAGUCGGUUUCAAAUGCUUCUUGUGCCAAGGCGGAGACGACCAAUUUCCACAUGUCUCUGUGGACGAUGUGGAGAAGGCUUUAAAGGAAUUACUACCUACAAAAACCGUACUAGCGUUUCACGCAGAAUACGGACAGAAUGAAAAAACGAAUCCAACCGACGAUCCAAACGUAUACGACACUUUUUUGCAUUCUCGACCUGACCGCUUGGAACUUGAUGCCAUAAAAUUAGUCUGCGAUUGGUGUACAAAAUAUAACUUUCGAUGCCACAUAGUGCAUUUGUCAAGUGCGGAAUGUUUGGCAUUAAUAAAGGAUGCUAAGGCUCGUGGGGCUUCUUUAACUGUGGAAACGUGCCAUCAUUAUUUAGUACUUUCCGCAGAGGAGAUACCGAAAGGUGCUACUGAAUUCAAGUGUUGUCCGCCAAUCAGAAGCAAGAGCAAUCGAGAACAAUUGUGGCAAGGUAUUAAAAGCGGAACGUUGGAUAUGAUUGUCUCGGAUCAUUCUCCUUGCGUACCGGAAAUGAAAGCUGGAAAUUUUUUGACAGCUUGGGCUGGAAUCUCUGAGUUGCAAUUCGGAUUAUCAUUAACAUGGACAGCCGCGAGAAUGAGAGACGUAUCAUUUUCUGAUAUCUCAAAACUAUUGAGCACUAACGUUGCGAAAAUGUGCGGUCUUGAAGACCGCAAAGGUAAUUUGUCAGAAGGAAUGGAUGCGGAUUUCGUUAUUUGGAACCCGGAGGAAACUAUUAAGAUCGAGACAAAUAAUAUUUAUCAUAAACACAAAUUAACACCAUAUCAAGGGAACAUUUUAUAUGGAAAAGUAAUCGCAACUGUUGUUAGAGGACAAUUCGUUUUCAAGGAAGGAAAAAUUCUCGAUCAACCUGCGGGAAAUUUAUUGUUGAAUGCAAAUAUUUUGCAAGAAAUAGAAACUCAGUAAACUUUGUUUUAUUUUAUAGCUCACAAGCUUAUUUUACUUCA
This is a messenger RNA of Camponotus floridanus (Florida carpenter ant), 1541 nucleotides long. Its product is annotated as allantoinase. The transcript has 12 exons. The record is from RefSeq and is a predicted model, not a curated record. Gene Ontology annotation, molecular function: allantoinase activity; cobalt ion binding; zinc ion binding. Lineage: Eukaryota; Metazoa; Arthropoda; Insecta; Hymenoptera; Formicidae. Gene Ontology annotation, biological process: allantoin catabolic process; purine nucleobase catabolic process. Bases 16 to 1500 code for a protein of 494 amino acids. Gene Ontology annotation, cellular component: cytoplasm.